Messenger RNA from Oldenlandia corymbosa var. corymbosa, 363 nucleotides. The record is from the annotation of a GenBank genome assembly. Lineage: Eukaryota; Viridiplantae; Streptophyta; Magnoliopsida; Gentianales; Rubiaceae.
AUGUGCUAUUCCCGGUCCUUAAUUCCCAUUUACCAGGUCUUAAUUGUAGUAGCUCUAAGAAGUAGUAGCUUGUCUGAUAGGAUUAGAAGGAAGGAUUAUGAUACGAAGCUUAGAAUAGCUAUGCAAAAUGAGGCUGAGGCUGCCCCCACAGGCGGGAUUGUGGUUGAGGAAACGCACAUGUUUUGGACAGCUUGUUCCACUUGCAGGUUGUUGCUUAAGUUUGAGCGGAAGUAUUUGGGGCAUAUCUUGGUUUGCCCUAGUUGUAAGAUGAGCUUUGAAGCUGUUGAGGCAGUGGAGGAAGAUGCUGGAACAGAGAGACUUCAAAAGGAGAAAGAGGCGGUUGGAGGAAGAUGUGAGGAGUAG